Moneuplotes crassus is the source of this 1762-nucleotide messenger RNA. NCBI's taxonomy places the organism in Eukaryota, Ciliophora, Spirotrichea, Euplotida, Euplotidae. The record is from the annotation of a GenBank genome assembly.
UUUCAAAAUGAUUUUCAACCAAUUCAGAAUGUUCGAUGAUACAAAUAAACCUCAGUCAAAAUCAAAAACAAAAUUAACAACUAAUGUAUCACCAUGGGAUGAAGGAGGUGAUUUCUUACAUCUCCAGUCUUCUAAGAAAGACCCUCAAAGGAAAAAGAAAUAAGAGUGUUAAACCAAGACAACUAACCGUUUUUAAAGAGUUUAUAUUCAGAACUCAUAAAUCUCCACAAGGUUGAACCUUUAGGUCCAACCAAAUAUUUGAAGAAACCCCGUCAAAGGAAUUAUUUCAACUCGCAAAUAAUUCCAAACAACAUCUUCAAAAGCUCAGAAGGCAGCCUAAAAAUUUAAGAAAUUCCUUGAGGAAAUAGAACGUUUUCAGAGUCUUCUGAAGGAUGCUCCUCCUUGGAAUCCCAACUAGAUUUUGAGCAUUCUUUCAAGAUUGAAGUAUUGCCCAAAUCCCAUACCAAGACCAUGAAGUCCAAACCCUCGCUAAGCAAUGGAGUUCUUAAGAACUCAGCCAAGAAAGCUAUUAAGAAGACUGUUGAGAAGAAGGAAGAAGAGAAUAAAACCGUUAAAUUUAAAGAAUUCAUGAAAGACAAAGGAGAGAUCCGGAAAAGAGAAACAAAACCAGAACCUGUUAUUAAUGAAUAUAAGAAACCUAUUUCUAAGAGACUUGAUGCUCAAGUAGCUCCAUUCAAUGAACAGAAUUUGAGAAAAUUUAAAUCUAUAAGUCCUCAUAAUCGUGAGACUGCUCAAAAUAAGGUGACUUCCCAACCAAAAGAUCAGAAAAGGGCAAGAUUUCAGAUUAGAGGGACUCAUUUUCAAAUUUCAGCAGGAGAUCAGAAAAAGAAAGAAGCUAAUAAAUUGUUUUCAAAAUCUAUGAAUAUGUUAUGUGGAGAAACAGGUAGCCCAAGACAUGAAAUUUUGAGUAAACGCCAUUUCUGAAACCUUGUAAUCUUAAUGGACUCUAAUCCCUGUUUUCCAUCGCUCAUUAAAGCAAAGAAUUCAUCCCAAGAUUCUUCAGACAGUUGACAUUACGAUAAGACUCAAAAAGAUACCACAAAGGAAGAUAAUAAUCAGAACGAUGCUUUACAGCCUCGGUUACAAGAUUCCACAAAACAAUUAGCAAUUAACUCUAACCAGUGUUUUCCAGAUAACCAAGUUGGAGGUUUCACUAAGAAAUCUAAGCAGAAAAAUAACCAGAAUUUAUGCAAAAAAGCAUCCAACUCUAAGUAAAAAUGGGGGAAACUUAAUGAUGAUGAGUCUUGAUGAUUUAAUGAAAACCAAAAAGCCGACAAUUAAUUCUCCUCGAAAGAACACUGACCAAUUAAAAAUUUCUACUAGAAAGAAUCACAUAGAAGGUGACAUAAAAGUACCAAUAAGCCCAGAGUUACCUCCGAUUGACUCUCCUACUAAUUCCCCUAUGAAGCAAUGCUUGAGUACUGAAGUUCUUCCAAAAGUACCAUCAAAGAGGUAUUCUAAGCAUCCUCACAGCUAUUAUAUGCAGAAGCUUAAUAAAUUGAACUUUAAUGCGAAAACUCCUCGUGCUACAAAGUUGUUUAAUGGUAAUUGCUCAUAAAUAAAAUACCUGAACUAUCAAUGUAAAUAUUGUACCUAAUAAUCCCAAAAAAAUUAAAGCAAUCAAAAUUGGCUCUAAAUGCUUUAAUUUAUCGUUCAAACUUCAGUUUGGCAUGAUGAAUGUAGAGCUAUAGGACUGAUUGUAAUAUUUAUUUGCGAUAAUGGGAGCUCCAUUUAAAAUCAU